AGUACCAGCUGGCAAGUAAGGCUUUAGGAGAGUAUGGAGGGUUGAGGAAAGACAUACCAUCUUGAGGCAGACUGGAAGAGUCAUCGCAGCAUCCCAAUUCUCCAGAAAAGAACCAUCCAACGGUCCCAAAUGAUUGCCUACUGUGGUACUGCAAAGAUGUCUGACGAUAUUGACUGGUUACACAGCCGCAGGGGUGUGUGUAAGGUAGAUCUUUACAGCCCAAAAGGACAACAAGAUCAGGACGAAAAGUGGGGUGAAUCAGAGGAGGGGCAGAGUGAGAGUGAUGUAAGUCAACUGGACAGGGAAGAGGAGCCUAUAUGCUUCGUGGAUGUGUCCACCUUGAAUGUGGAAGAUAAAGAUUCCAAGGGUGCUGCUGGUUCCAGAUCUGAAGGCGAAUUAAAUCUGGAGAAUCUGGAAGAAAAAGAGAUUAUUGUGAUCAAGGACACUGAAAAGCAAGACCAGUCUAAGACGGAGGGAUCUGUAUGUCUUUUCAAACAAGCUCCCUCUGACCCCAUAAGUGUCCUCAAUUGGCUACUCAACGAUCUCCAGAAGUAUGCCUUGGGUUUCCAACAUGCCUUAAGCCCCUCAGCCUCUAGCUGUAAACAUAAAGUGGGAGACCUAGAGGGUGACUAUCACAAAAUACCUUCUGAAAACUGCUACAGUGUGUACGCUGAUCAACUAAACAUGGAUUAUUUGAACAAAGGACCUCAAAGCCUACGCCUAGAAAUGGCAGCAUCCAAAAAUACCAACAAUAACCAAAGUCCCUCAAAUGCUGCAGCCAAAUCUCCCAGCAAUCAGAGGUCAGUUGCCACCCCGGAUGGAGAAUGCUCUAUGGAUGAUCUUUCCUUCUAUGUCAACCGAUUGUCUUCUCUGGUAAUUCAAAUGGCCCGAAAGGAAAUCAAGGACAAAUUGGAAGGCGGAAGCAAAUGCCUCCAUCAUUCAAUGUAUACAUCCACAGGAGAAAAGGGGAAAACCAGCCCCCGAAGUGCUGUCAGCAAGAUUGCUUCUGAGAUGGCCCAUGAAGCUGUAGAACUGACCUCAGCAGAAAUGCGCGGCAAUGGAGAAGAAUGCAGGGAUGGCAGGAAAACCUUUCUGUAUAGUGAAUUAUCUAACAAGAACAAGUGUGGAGAGAAGCAGAUGUGCCCAAAAGAUAGCAAAGAAUUUGCAGAUUCCAUCAGCAAGGGGCUUAUGGUUUAUGCAAAUCAGGUGGCAUCCGACAUGAUGGUCUCGGUUAUGAAAACUUUGAAAGUGCACAGCUGUGGCAAGCCAAUUCCAGCUUGUGUGGUCCUGAAGAGAGUACUAUUAAAGCACACCAAAGAAAUUGUGUCUGAUCUGAUUGAUUCAUGCAUGAAGAACUUGCAUAACAUAACAGGAGUCCUGAUGACAGACUCAGACUUUGUUUCUGCUGUCAAGAGAAAUCUUUUCAAUCACGGAAAACAAAAUGCAGCGGACAUCAUGGAGGCCAUGUUAAAACGUCUGGUCAGUGCUCUUCUUGGUGAGAAGAAAGAGACUAAGUCUCAGAGUCUGGCAUAUGCAACCUUGAAAGCCGGAACUCAUGAUCCGAAGAGCAAGAAUCAGAGCCUUGAAUUCUCAGCUAUGAAAGCUGAGAUGAAAGGAAAAGAUAAAUGCAAAGGGAAAACAGAUGCAUGCAGCAAGUCACUGACAAGUGCUGAGAAAGUCAGCGAACAUAUCCUCAAAGAGAGCCUCACUAUGUGGAACCAGAAGCAAGGAAACCAAGGCAGGGUGGCUAACAAAGUAUGUACCAGUAAAGAUGAGAAGAGAGAAAAGAUCAGUCCUUCCACAGAUUCACUGGCCAAAGAUCUGAUUGUCUCUGCCCUUAUGCUGAUUCAAUACCAUCUGACCCAACAAGCGAAGGGCAAAGAUGUAUGUGAAGAGGAGUGCCCUGGUUCCUCCAUGGGAUAUAUGUCCCAAAGUACACAAUACGAGAAGUGUGGAGGUGGCCAAAGUACUAAGUCACUCUCAAUGAAGCAUUUUGAAAGCUGUGGAGCUCCUGGACCAUCCACAUGUUCGAAGGAAAGUCAACUGGAUUCCCAGAAGCUGGAUAUGUCAAACAUGGUUCUGUCACUGAUUCAGAAACUUCUUAGCGAGAGCUCUUUCAGCUGUGAUGAGCUAUCUGAAGGUGAGAAUAAGCGUUGUGAUCCUAGAUCAAGCAAAGCAGUUUCCAUGCCCAAGAGACUUGAAGAGCAAUGCCCAGACAAUCCAGAGAUGGACUUCAUCAGUGGGAUGAAGCAAAUGAACCGCCAGUUUAUAGACCAACUGGUAGAAUCCGUGAUGAAACUGUGCCUGAUCAUGGCUAAGUACAGCAACAACGGAGCAGCCCUGGCCGAGCUGGAAGAACAAGCAGCUGGUGGCCCUAGAUGUGGCCGUGAAGGUGCAAUGUCACAGUAUCACGAUGCUCCUGGCCCUGAAGUUAUCGUCAACAAUCAGUGCUCUACAAGCAACUUGCAGAAGCAGCUGCAGGCUGUUCUGCAAUGGAUUGCAGCCUCUCAGUUUAACGUGCCCAUGCUCUACUUCAUGGGAGACGAUGACGGACAACUAGAGAAGCUCCCUGAAGUUUCAGCCAAGGCAGCAGAGAAAGGGUACAGUGUCGGAGAUCUUCUUCAGGAAGUCAUGAAGUUCGCCAAGGAGCGCCAACUGGAUGAAGCCGUGGGCAACAUGGCUAGAAAGCAACUGCUAGACUGGCUUCUCGUUAACCUGUAAGCUGAGAACUCCUUAGACUCCCCUCCAUCGUCCUCUCCCCGGCAGCAAUUCCACCCCAGCUGGGCCACCCUCACCGUCAGGCUGCGGAACUGUACAACUGUGAUCGCAUUUACCAAUACAUCUGAGCAGUUGCACUGUGACAAUACUGGGUGCCCUCCCUGGGCAACAUGAAUAAAAAAAAUUCAAAAACG
This is a messenger RNA of Peromyscus eremicus (cactus mouse), 2912 nucleotides long. RefSeq names its product A-kinase anchoring protein 4 (gene Akap4). The transcript has 7 exons. Gene Ontology annotation, molecular function: protein kinase A binding. Bases 130 to 2721 code for a protein of 863 amino acids. The record is from RefSeq and is a predicted model, not a curated record. NCBI's taxonomy places the organism in Eukaryota, Metazoa, Chordata, Mammalia, Rodentia, Cricetidae. Gene Ontology annotation, biological process: intracellular protein localization. Gene Ontology annotation, cellular component: cytoplasm; sperm principal piece; sperm fibrous sheath.